Serinus canaria (Common canary) is the source of this 1048-nucleotide messenger RNA. RefSeq names its product cathepsin G-like. The record is from RefSeq and is a predicted model, not a curated record. The coding region runs from base 11 to 805 and encodes 264 amino acids. Lineage: Eukaryota; Metazoa; Chordata; Aves; Passeriformes; Fringillidae. Gene Ontology annotation, biological process: proteolysis. The transcript has 5 exons. Gene Ontology annotation, molecular function: serine-type endopeptidase activity. Gene Ontology annotation, cellular component: intracellular membrane-bounded organelle; cytoplasm.
GUGGUGGGAGAUGCUGCUGCUCCUUCUGCUCACAAAUGCUUUUGUCCUUCUGCCCUGGGCUGGGGCUGGAAGGAUCAUCGGUGGACGAGAAGUUAAGCCCCAUUCCAGACCCUACAUGGCUUAUUUAGAAAUUCAAACUGUCUCACAGAGUUAUUCCUGUGGAGGGUUUCUGAUUCACCCAGACGCAGUGCUCUCAGCAGCUCACUGUGUGGCUAUGAAAGGGAUAUUGAGGGUCACUGUGAUUCUGGGAGCCCACAAUGUCAACAGACGAGAAUGGAGCCAGCAGAGGAUCCCUGUUGGCCAGUGGGUCAUCCAUCCUGAUUAUUGCCCUGAAGACUUGAAAAAUGACAUUGUGCUGCUGAAGCUGAAGCAAAGAGCCUGGAUCAAUAGGAAUGUGCAAUGUAUCUCCAUUGCCAAGGAAAAUGAACGUGUGGAAGAAGGAGCUGAAUGUCAUGUGUCUGGAUGGGGCCGGAUAUCUAUGAGAUGGAACAUGACGUCUGAUGUCUUGAGGGAGGUGGAACUGAAGGUGCAAAAUGAGGAAAUCUGUGAGCAGCAUUUCCAUAACUACCAGCGACAGUCUAUGAUCUGUGUUGGUGAUGCAUACAGUAACAAAGGAUCUUACAAGGGUGAUUCUGGUGGCCCAUUAGUCUGCAAUAAGAAAGCUCAUGGCAUUGUUUCUUAUGGACCAGAACUCAACCUCUUCCCUGAGGUAUUCACCAGGAUCUCGUACUUUGAGCCCUGGAUCCAUAAGGAGCUGAGGAGGUUUGCACUCCAAGAUAUUCCUGGCUCUCCAUCCUCUGACUAAAAUGCUCAGUGCCCCUUCUCCACAAUGCAUCAAACCCCUGCUGGUGCUCAGAAGCUCCCAGGGGCAGCUGAAGUAGAGUCAGAGAAGCCCCUGUGGUGCAGGCACAGCCUUUGGCACUAAGGAGAGUCUCUGUGGCAAGGUGCAAAUGCAGGUCCCAAGUACACCCAGCCUCCCACUGCUCCUUUCCUCUCACUGCUGCUCCAGCUCUGCUUCUGGCCAUCAAUAAAAGCAUGUUCAAACUCA